AUGGGCGGAGGGAAGGAGAGCAUCCCACAGGACCUUCAGCUGACCCCCACCCCGGAGCUAAGGCGGCAGCCCGCCGGGCCCUCAGACUUCCCUGUGGAGCAGGGCUCCAUGCGCGAUCCAGAUGCCCAGGAGGACGCAGCCAGCCUAAAGCCUGGCCACCUGUCAGUUGCCCAGGUGGAUGGAGAGAACUCCCAGGGGCAGACAGCACUGUUUCUCUCGGCACUGCUGGGCCGCUGCUCCGCUGUGCGGCUCCUGCUGGCCUUUGGUGCCAACCCCAACCACCGCUGUGUGGAUGGCAGCACCCCGGUGCAUGCGGGCGCCUUCUCUGGUCGCAGCGCAGUGAUGCUGUGCCUGCUGCAGGCAGGGGGCGACCUGCGGCUGCACGACCGGCAGGGUCGCACGCCUCAAGACUGGGCUGAGCAGGGUGGUGCGAAGCGGAGCUGGGAGGUGCUGGAGCUGUUGGAGCUGUGCCGAGACCACAUGGCAGCUCUGGUGCAGGGCAGGGCGCUGACGUCUGGCACAGUUCUGGGCAGGCUGCCGGCAGGCUCCAGGCGUGGCCUGUGUGGCACCCUGUGCUCCCUGCGGGGGUUUCAGGCAGACAGGACACCGAGGCCAGGACACAGUGGCAGAGCCCCUCAAGCCUCAGUCUUGGGGUAUGGCCAGAUGAGCAGCCUGCGCCCCCUGGCACUCGCCAUGGGCAUCCCUCUGGUGGACCCCCAGGAGCUGCUGCCAUCCCAGGCUGAGCCGGACUGCACCUACGAGAGCAGCUCCCGCACCCUCAUGACCAACCUCCUCUGGAGGGGCCACCCUAUGACCGUGCGGCAGCUGAAGCCCCCCGAAACCCAACCCGAUGUGCUGCUGGCUGACCUCCAGUGCUGCAGCGCCCUGCACCACCCCAGCCUGCUGCUGCUGCUGGCGCUGGGCCUCUCGGCCGACCUGUCAGGGCUGUGCCUCCUCUUUGAGCCCGUGGGCCUGGGCUCCCUCUACGUUAUGUUGCACCAGCCGAGACCACAUGAGCAGAGCUGCCCGCGUGGGCCAGGCAUGCCGCCCGCGCCCCUGCUGCUGCAGGUGCUGGAGGCCCUGCUGUUCCUGCAGGCCCGCCGCUGGGCCCACGGUGGCCUCAGCUCCCAUGCCGUGCAGCUGGUGCGGCCGGGCCUGGCCAAGGUGGGCGGCCUGGAGCAUGGGCGCCCGCUGCACCCAUCCUGGCUGCACCUCAGGCCCCAGCAUGGCUACCUUCCCAGAGGCCCAGGGCCGGGGCCGCCCCCACCUCCUGAACUGUACCCAUGGCUGCCCCUCGAGCUCAUCUGUAGUGACGUGCCAGCCGCCACCUCCGACCUCUACAGCUUCUGCCUUCUGGCCCAGGAGGUCUUCACUGGACAGCUGCCCUGGGCUGGGCGAGCGGGUCUGGAGGUGAAGGCUAAACUGGAGGCUGGCAAGAGCCCAGACCUGGACCCCCUGGUGCCGGUCCCCUACCAGGCCCUGGUGCAGGCGGGGCUGGGCCUCAGGCCUGCCGACCGCUGGGGCAGCCUGCAGAGCACCCGCUACCUGCUGCGCAAGGCCAUGGCCCAGGACGUAGCCCCUGAGGUCAGCUCCCCUGCGACGUGGACACUGUCCCCUGGACCUCCACGCUGCCCAGCAGGUGUGGGGGGCAAGGACAUGUGACGCGGGGUGCUGGGCACCGCCGAGCUGGGCCUGCCCAUACUCAUGGGACGAAUUCACCUCCCCAGAGACCCUG
Molecule: messenger RNA, 1735 nt
Organism: Perognathus longimembris pacificus (Pacific pocket mouse)
Lineage: Eukaryota; Metazoa; Chordata; Mammalia; Rodentia; Heteromyidae
Product: inactive serine/threonine-protein kinase TEX14-like
Exons: 12
Coding region: 1-1662 (553 amino acids)
Biological process (GO): attachment of spindle microtubules to kinetochore; male meiotic nuclear division; intercellular bridge organization
Cellular component (GO): intercellular bridge; midbody; kinetochore
Molecular function (GO): protein binding; protein kinase activity; ATP binding
Source: RefSeq, a predicted model, not a curated record